AUGAAGGGGAAAGUGCAACGACUGGUUGACCCGUAUCAGUACAUUGGCUCCGGCGGGUCAGCUUACUUGCCUCCGGAGCUCCUGAAGACUGUGUGUAGUGUGGACAGUCGGGAGAAGAGACGGGUGACCAGGUACGAAGUUGAAAAAGAGGGUGGGGAUCCCCCAGAAAGGCCUCUUCAACUCUUACUACACGAACCGGCACGCGGGCUGGACAGACAAAAUAAAAAAAAAAAACAAAUUUGUAAAAAUUACGACAAAUACCACCACGUGAUCCCUUCAGUAGACUUUAAGGGAUGUCCCGUCCGAGACGACUGGCCACAUAUUCACCACCAGACGCCUCUCAAGGGAAUCUAUCCACGACAGCGGGACAACCACAUCUACAACAACAGAGCAACCAUGUCUAACUACAGGCUGCUUAUUCUAACUUUGUUUUUCGUGCAUUGUGAAUUAUGUUUCGCAAAUACUCUCGCGGUCGACGAAGGUUUUGAAAAUGCAAACGCCGUGCAACAGGCAAAACUGGACAUUUUACACAAGCGAUCCGAUCACGUACACACCGAAAAGUGGAAUAAACUUAAAAGGAACACCGUUGCGUGUGCUGUCAAUGACCGCGUAACGGAUGUCCUGGAACACCACGCGAGACAUCCAAGAGAUGUCCAGUCAUCCACAUCCGGUAGCAAAGAGGGGUAUCUGGAAAACAAAGCGGUCUACUUCAUCGGCCAGAAACAAGUGCUAAGACUGAAGGAUCGAAAUAAGGCCAAGACACUGAUUCCGUACAAAGCCUUCACGAUUGAACUUUGGAUUAAACCUGAAGGCGGACAGCCGGACUCCGUACCAAUUAUCGAGCUUCUUGACGUAUGUAAUGGAAAUAGCGAGUGGAGGGGCUGGGCGGUGGGUAUUCAGGCGACUCAGGAUCAUGGGGAACGAGAAGCUAGAGUUUUUUUCUCUCUCCGCACCGACAGGGCUAAGGAAGUGACUAGGAUCAGAGCUCAUAGGAAGUACGACGUGUCCCGCUGGACUUAUGUGGCAGCUCUGUAUACGGGUACAAAAAUGAAGCUGUUUAUCAAUGGCGGAAUGGUAGGAGUGGGUACAGGUCAAAUUGGCGAUAUAUUCAGUCCAAUCAUCCAACACUGCAAAGAGGUGAAUCUGGGCGGAAGAGCCUCUACCCAUAGCUAUUUCAGAGGUUAUGUCAGUCGCCUUCAGCUCUGGAACAGAUCACUCACACAUUCGGAAAUCUCUAGACACGCGAGACUUCCCUCUACUCCAAGAGACUCCGAUGGCGGAUUAGUUUUCCGUGAAGAAUUUAAGGACUUGAGUAGGUGGACACCACAGUUGACCAAAGCACUUCCGGUUGUUUCUUCCGGUAUGCCCGGACUGCAUCAUAACCUUCGGUUAACAGCGCCUCCAUGCGGCAAGACUGUGUGUGAUGACCCGGAUGUGGUACUGAGCUACUUGAAAGAACCAGUCUUGCGCUUGGAAAAAGUAGUGCGGUACCGCGUGAUUAACGUCAUGAACGAUAACGGAACAAAUCCGACGGUCAGCAACGUGCAAAUUCAGUUUCAACACGAGGCACUCACCGAGGCUUUCCGCCCGUACAAUAUCUCCUGGAAGCUCGAGGUUCAAAACGUCUCGAAUAGCUUUCUUCGAGAACGCCUGAUCCUGUUCGGGUGUGACUCGGCAAACAUCGGAAACGGCAAGUGUGACAAGGAAUGCCAGAUCCCGAUGACCGGGAACGACGGAGGGGACUGUGACACGGUGCCAAUGCCCUGUGACACCAGGGCUAUUGGGAACGGUGUGUGUGACUAUGAGUGUGACAGAGCUUACCACCAGUGGGAUGGAGGAGACUGCUGUCUACCCUCUCCGAUGGCUCACCAGACGUGCUUUGACCCUACACAUCCGCUGAGGGCUUACCUAAGCGUGGAGGAAUACAGGGACGUACUGGGAUUUGACAGUUCGGAGAAGCUAAAUGUGUUCUUUGCCACAUGGACCGUGAAACAGCUGAUUGGCCUCGCGACAUUUCCCUGGGAGAAAAACUUAUACACGAUACAAGGCGGUACAAUUGUUCAACCGGAAAACUUUGGUAUCCCCGGAAGUACCGACAGCCUUGUGCACGAGUUCGGGCAUAAUUUGGGGCUUUGGCACGUGCACCAUGGCGUAUCAGAGAUGGAUUGUAAUGAUAGGUGUUUGGAGACCCAUCCAUCAUUGACCCUUGGUGACCUUUGCUCAGACACCGUCCCCACCCCUCACAACACAAAAUGCCGCGAUCCAGAUGUCAGUACAACCAUGUGUGGGAUAGGCCAUUACAGGAACACGUCGUUCCGAAAUUAUAUGAGCUACGCAUAUGACGAUUGCACCGAUCAUUUCACACCUCAGCAGGUUGCCCGGAUGCAUUGUUACCUGGAUUUGGUUUAUCAAGCGUGGAUGGUGUCAACUAACCCGUCACCAGUACCGCUAAAACCAAAGGUCGUCCGCCAAUCAGAGGGUUCGGUCUCUCUCGCUUGGCUCCCGCCUCUCGGGCCAUCCACGAUCGGUAAUCUCUCCGUGUGUGGUUCCUGUUUAGUAGACGGCUCGUUUGCGCAGUACGCGCACAGCGCCACCUCGCGGAAACAAAAGGGAGAUAGAUCACCCAAGGAAGCUACAGGCCCUCCAGAUGCAGAUAGGUGUAAGGGGAGUACUCGACUGUGGUUACCAAACGCCUACCAUUGUCCAGAUUACUGUUACUUGGAGCUGACGUUUCAGGAGAUCGUCGUACCGAAAAGAGAGAUUUCCCAAGGCGUCACCUAUAACUACACAGUGUACAGCGUUUCCGGAGUCUUCACAGGGCCACCCUCACCAACGCUCUCCUACACCCCGGGGGAAGCCUUCUGUGGGGACGGAAAAGUCAACAGAGAUAUGGGGGAGACAUGUGACGAUGCCAACACGUUGGACGGGGACGGUUGUGACCUCAACUGUCAGAGAGAGGAAUUCUUCCACUGUACAGACGAACCCAGUCUUUGCUACAUCCACGAUGGCGACGGUGUGUGUGAGGAAUUCGAAAAGCACUACAGUGUGAAGGAUUGUGGGUACUACACUCCAGAUGGAUUUAUUGACCAAUGGGCGAGCUCUGCAAUCGCAAACCCUGUUUUCGGAACAAGCAGUGUGUUCUUCCCCAGAGCAGUUGUAGCCACGGAGGUAAUAGUACACUUCACAUCGGACGGUAAGACACACGUGGACCCCGGAGCUAAGACGGUGCAAGUGGCGUUGAUUACAGAGCAGGGUGAACAGGUGCCCGUGGGUGAUCCGAGCACCACGCUGAACUGUCACACCAACCCUCUCCAGGUGCCAAUACAACAAGACCUCAGCAAACAGUUCCAGAAAACGAAAGGGGUGAUUAUCCGUUUCUCCUCAUAUAAUAUCGGGAUCUCGGCCGUCAGGCUGCGCUCCUCGAACUACCUUGACCUGGUGGCGUUGCAGUCGUGUUCCCAGGAUGAGCUGUAUGACGUCAAAAGCGGACGCUGCUUUGCCCGUGCGUGCGGAUCAUCGUCGUGCAAGCCAACGAGAAUUAAAAAUGGCCGAUUGGUCUGCAGCGGACAUUCUGAAGGGGAUAUUUGCACAGUUCAUUGCAACCAGGGGUAUCGCCUGCUGAGCCCUGAUACGGAGCUCCGAUGUUUGAGUGGUCAAUGGUCAGGUAGUGCGCAUGUGAACUGCUCCCCAGUGGACUGUGGACGUCCGGUCAUCUCUCACGCCUCAGUCGCCUGCCCGGACGGCACGACGUUCGGACAAGAGUGCGUCUUUAAAUGCAAACGGCCCGCGAGAAGGCAAGGGGAAAUAACCGCAGUUACCUGUGAAGCAGACGGCCUGUGGUCAAUGCCAAAGUCCCUAUGUCGCGUGCGGUGUGAAGCGCCCCCCGUCCAUCCUAAUGCCGUUCUCGCUAGCCGUUCUUGUAGGAAAGGACGACACGAUGUCGGCAAACGAUGCAAGUUUCGCUGUAAAAAAGGUUACCAUGUGGACGGGAGGGCCAGAAAACGUCGUGUGGUAAAGCUGAUGUGUGAGGUUGACGGCGACUGGUCCGGUUCCCGAUGUAUCGCCGACACUUGCCCGCCUCCGGAUCCCAUAUUUACCGGACUCUACCAGUGCUCUAAGGAGUUCCGAACCGGAAGCCAAUGUUACCUCUCCUGUCCUGACGAUAGAUACAAUCAGCAGCGUAUCACGUGUCAAGCAGACGGCCAAUGGGACGGCACCUUCUCCAUGUGUCGAUUUUCAAAUGCAGCCACGUGUCCAUCGCUUAAAAACUACGGCAAAGGACUUGUGAUGAAAUGCAACGGAAUGAACCCAGGUAUCAUACAACAUUCUUUGUUUGAAAGAGAAACUUGUUUAGAAGGCUCCACCUGUGAGGCCCGCUGUCUCUAUCCACACCAACACCCAGUGACCAGUCAGAGAGUUCUGGAUCUAACACCACGUGACACAGUUCUGCUACUCACGUGCACGGGAACAAGGCGAUGGUAUCCGGAUGUAGAGGAUAUGACGUGUGUGGAGAGCUGCAGCACGGCUUUUGUAGGCGACGGCUGGUGUGAUGCCAAGAACAACCGUGCUCAGUGCCUGUGGGACGGAGGCGACUGCUGCUCGUCCACCCUGGAAGGUCGGCCGGUGCAACCUUUCCCAGACACCUGCAGUGACGAGUGCACGUGCAAAGACCCAGACGCAGUGGAAAAUUACCAGUACAGCGAGACGAGCAACAGGAGCAAAUCUGUAGCUGAAACAAACAAGCGACGUCACGAGCGACGCCGCCACAGCAAGGACUCAAACUGA
Molecule: messenger RNA, 4785 nt
Organism: Liolophura sinensis
Lineage: Eukaryota; Metazoa; Mollusca; Polyplacophora; Chitonida; Chitonidae
Product: pappalysin-1-like
Exons: 20
Coding region: 1-4785 (1594 amino acids)
Biological process (GO): cell surface receptor signaling pathway; proteolysis
Molecular function (GO): metalloendopeptidase activity
Source: RefSeq, a predicted model, not a curated record